CAAAUGGACAAGUGGGAUUCGGUGUGUCUGAGAGGUUUUAUUUAUCAGUUUCGUUAAAUUAGUGAUAUAUUUUAAAUACAAAUGAAAACAUGACACUCAGAGAUAAUCUCAAAGAUUUGGGAUGGCACUUAAGUCAAGAUGGUAUUGAUAUUAUUAGCGAAAAUGGUCAAAUACAAGAUGUAAAUAUCCUAAGCAGAAGAGCUUUAGAUUUUGACUUGAGAGAUAUUGGCGAUACAGCAUUUCCUGAAGAGUUUACUAAAGACCCAACUAAAUUGGAGAAGCCGAUAGUUGUUCAAAUUCAAAAGAUCAGAAAUGUAGCUGCACCUAAAGCCAAUGAAGAAUCAACUUCUGCCCCUCGGAUGUUAAAGCUUACGUUACAUGACGGAAAGUCAACAUGUGUAGGUCUAGAAACAAGUCCAAUCUCAAGUCUUAGUAUUAAUACACCACCCGGAACAAAAUUGCUACUGAAGAAUGAGGAUCUAGAAGUCUGUCAUGGAGUAAUAUGGUUAACACCAGCUGUUAUAUCAGUUUUGGGAGGAAAAGUUUCGCUCAUGAUUGAAAAAUGGGAGCUUAAUCGUAGUCUAGCUAAACAUACAAGGGGUGGUAUAGGAGUAGAUGGUGGUCCACCUCCUUGGAUAGCUUUUGGACAAAGACUGGAAGCUUUGCCUAUAGACAAACAAUUUAAGAGUUUGCAGGAAGCAGCAAAACAAGAUAAUGCCGAAUUUGAAGCCCAGAGGAAAGGAGCUAUUGCAGAGGCACAAAGAAUGUCUGGUGUCAAAAAAGUGUUUGGAGGAGGAACUAAACCACUGUUAGAUGCAAAUGUGCAGAAAAUUGUCGAUGCGGGUUUCUCUGAGGAACAGGCAGAAAAUGCCCUUAAAUAUACAAAAAAUAAUGUUGAGAGGGCCCUUAGAAUAUUGCAAAAAAGAGACAAUUCAGAAAAUAGAAGUAAAGAGAAACCAAAAGAACCAGAUCAACCAAAAAGGAAAGGAAGAAACAAGGAUAUUAAUGAUGAAGAUGGUAUACCAGUUAAGCCAUCUGGAAAAGUUUCAUUGUUUGAUUUCUUAGAAGAUAAAUUGCCCAACGUACCAGAUAAAGACAAGAAUAGUCGUAGAGAAUAUAAUACACCACCAGAAGAUAGAGGUGAUAGAGGGUAUGGAAAUAGAGACCGAAACAGUGCCAAAAACCACUCUCGAUCACAUGGGUCUAGAUAUGAUGGUCCAAGGCAUAGAUCAGAUAGGGGCCACUAUUCGAAUGACAGUUAUCACAAUUCACACAGAGAGGAUAGAAAAUACCAAACACAGAAUGAAAAACCACCAAGAUUUCAGAAGAAGUUAGAUGAAAAGAAUAAACAACAACAGCCAGCUAAUUAUAUAAAUAAUAUGAAUUUACAUUAUAACAAUGCUUAUCAGUCUCAUAACCAGUAUCCUGAAAUUAAUAUGAGAAAUGAAGGGAACUUCAAUGACAAUAAUAUGAAUCAGCCACCUGGCUUCCGUAAUAAUUUAACCCCCAUGGAUAACUUAGUUGAUGCUACAGCUAAUUUAAACUUACUUUCAAGUCAAACACGGUCUAGUGAGGAACUAUCACCUGGUAGAAAUUAUCAAAAUUAUCCUGAACAAGCUUAUCUUCCGAAACAGUCAUAUAUGCAAAAUCAGAAUAUGCCAGACGUACCACCAUUUAGGAGAAGCAAUGAAGUGCAAAAGUAUCAGGAUCAGCAGUAUCAACGUAGGCAGCAACAAACAGCACAGCAGCAGCAACAGCAUAAUGGAUAUAUGGAGCCUCAACAGAACCCCAUCUAUUCAAAUAUGAACUAUAUGAGUGGGACUCAAGGUGGCUUCAGUGGACGUCAAUAUGGUUAUGGUUCUCGGCCUCAAGAAUUUAACACAAUGCGCACUGGAGGACCAUUCUUGCCAGGAUCUCUACUUGGUUUCCAGAACGCAGCUGUAAAUGAGCAAGCUCGAGCUAUGCUUGGUGUUGCUGAUAUAAAUUGGAAAGUUGGUGAUCGUUGUCUUGCCCUAUAUUGGGAAGAUAAUAAUUUUUAUGAAGCAGAAAUUACUGGUAUUUCAGCUAAUACAGUUGUAGUUAAAUUUUGUGCAUAUGGUAAUCAUGAAGAAGUUUUGAAGUCUAACUGUUUGCCAUACCCUAACCAAGCUGCAUCAGGCAGUGCGGCGUACCCAACCCGGCGGCCGUAGGGGCGCGGGGCGGCGGCUCCGCAUGAUGCGCACGAGACGCACGACGCGCACGAAGCGCACGACGCUUACGAAGCGCACCUCGCGCACUACGCGCUCAUUGCGCACCAAGUGCCCGCCGCCGCCACCCCCAGCUGACGAAACCGGGCUCCGCACCAAUACCACGCGCCUCGCGAUCGUCACUGCGCGUUAUUUACCAUUCUAUAAGUUUUUUUAAUAUCAGUGUUCUGCAUCUCUGUCUAAUGUACAUAUUAUUGAAUAUUUUCACUAUGAAAACUGCCAGUAUAACUUUUGGUAAAUGUGACUUCAAAUGAUUAAAUAUCAUAUGUACAUUAUUAUAUUUUGGAAAGUUCGGUUGUUAUUAAAUUUGAUAAAUUACGAAUUUCAUUAAAGUAUUAUAAUAGUGGUAUAUUAUAUUACAGUGAUAUUCUUCACAAUAUUGUUUCUUGAUUGAGAAUGAAUUUAAGUUGUUUAAUGCUUUAUCGUGAUCAUUUCAUGUCAGGUGAGUAAGUGGAUCUUAUCGAAGUUAAACUGGCGUUUGCGUCAAGGGCAGAGUUGUUAACAACAAUUGACAUGUGAUUAUUAAGUAACAUUAAACUGUGCAGCCACAAUAUUCUUAUUUUUACUAACAAAGCUGUAUAUUUAUCGUAAAUUUUUGUACUUGUGUAUUUACAUUACUUAUAUAACUGUAGAUAUCAGGGAAUGACUUGAUGUGUUAAAUGGAAAAAAAAAACUAUGGAUUUGUAGCUCAAUUAUAUCUCAUAAUUAUUUACUUAAUAAUAGAUGUAAGCUCAAACUUGGAUGUAACAAUACAAACGAAAUAUCUGAAUGUUGUCACUUGUCUGUUGAAAAACUGCUGUAUUUUUUUAUAUAAAUGAUAUUCAUCUGUUGUAUUUCUUGUCAAUCAUUGUACAAUUUUUUUUACUAACCGAUUAAACCUCCCCACACAAGUAUUAAUGUCACUAAUUAAUAGCUCGGUCUCAAUAUUAUAUUAUAUGUAUAAUAUAAAAAUCAUGAUUUAAUUAUACUGAAUAUUGUUUAAAAAAGUAACAAUGUUUAAUCAAUUAUUUUAAUCGAAUAAUUUGCCUUAAACCAAGACCUUUAUGAGGUUUUUCUAUGUAAUGAAUGUUUUAUAUCGGUGAUGGUUUUUUUUUUUAUUUAACUCUUUAAGUUGAAAAUGUAAAUGGUCCUUAAUUGUUUUUUUUUUCAAGAUUCGUAAUACUAAUGUCGAAGAUAGCACUAUUUGGGACACGCUGCACAGUGAAAUGUUUAAUAUACAAAGAUUUGUCAUAAAUGUUAUAAUUUAAGGGAAAACUAAACUAGAAAAUGUAUCUCUCAUGCAUUAAUUUAUUCAGUUUAUAUACAUGUUAUAACCAAGUGUUGUAGUGUAGCUUGAAUAAGUGUAUUAAUUGUAUUUCUAGCGCAAAGUGUGUAAUAUAUUUAUUAUUAUUUAUCGUUUAAAUAUCGAAAUGCAUACACAGUUUGAGGUGUUUUUAAUUUAUCUACUGUAAAGAUUGUAUACCAUACGUAAGAUCACACGAAUUAUUUACUUUAUAUAUAGAUAUUUAUAUAUUGAUUUCGACAUAUUACAUAUAUAUAUAUAUAUGUAUAUAUAUAAUAACUCUGUUGGCAAAUACUGCUUGAGCUUGAGUUUAAAUAUAAUUUAAACUUUGAAGAUAUAAUAUUAAGUUUCUAUUUUAACAAGAAGUUUUGCCAAAAAAAAUUGUAAUCGUAAAUGUCUUUUUUUAUUUGAAACCAAAGCUCAACUAUCCUUAAUUUGUCAUUGUACCUCUGUUUAUGUAGAUCAUCAGCUUUCGAUACAUUUGUACUAAUUUUCUGUUGAAUUAACCGUUUAUUAACUGAAAGCUAAUAAAAGAAACUUUAUUUAA
This is a messenger RNA of Nymphalis io (European peacock), 4075 nucleotides long. RefSeq names its product tudor domain-containing protein 3 (gene Tdrd3). Lineage: Eukaryota; Metazoa; Arthropoda; Insecta; Lepidoptera; Nymphalidae. Gene Ontology annotation, molecular function: protein binding; RNA binding. The transcript is spliced from 7 exons. The record is from RefSeq and is a predicted model, not a curated record. Gene Ontology annotation, biological process: mRNA processing. Bases 90 to 2189 code for a protein of 699 amino acids. Gene Ontology annotation, cellular component: nucleus; cytoplasm.